AUGGGAGCCGGCAGCUCCGCCGAGCCGCCCGCCGCGCAGGACGGGGCCGGGGCCACCGCCGAGCCCCCCGGCACCCCUCCGGAGCCGCUGCCGGCAGAAGAAGCGGCGGCGCCCCAGGCUCCAGCGGAGCCCGCCAAGGUUUUAGAUGCAAGUUCACCAGUACCUGAUGUUAAUGCAGAGAGUUUGGAGCAUGAUACCCCACCUCAGGAGCCACAGCAGCCAGGAGCUGUUACAGCACCUCAGGAGCUGGAUGGGCAGCAGGCAGAGGUGGCUUCACCCCUUGAAGGACCGUCCGGAGAGCAAUCAGAGGCUGCUGGAACAAAUGUUGGACAAAAAGAACAUUCCAGUGUAACUUUGAAAGAAGACACUGAAACUAUGGAGACAAAUCCAUCUGACUCAAGCACCAGGAAUGGUGUAGAUGCUGAGAAAGAGGAUGUUCAUGCAGUUAAACAGUUGCCAUCUUCCGAAGAAGAUGCAGAAGACCACACAUCUGAGCCACAGUCUUAUGAUCUGGGUUUUAAAAAGGUUUUCAAAUUUGUUGGGUUCAGAUUCACAGUGAAGAAGGAAAAGACUGGAAAAUCGGAACCAGUUCAGCUGCUUACUGUGAAAAAGGAAACACAAGCCCCUGAAGGAGCUGAUGAUCAAAAAGAAGUCAACAUAGAAGAAACAGUGAUGCCUGAGGAUGCGCUCUCUGCAGAAGACACCACCAAAGACACAGUAAAAAAUGACAAAACAGAAGAUGAAUCUCCUAAAACACCAGAAGCAAAUGAGAUUUGUUCUCAGUCAGCUGCCUUAGCCACCGAUACUGCAUCACCACUAAGAAAACUUUUUACUCAGGGAUGGACUGGAUUUAGAAAAAAGAAGAGUUUCAGGAAGCCUAAAGAAGAUGAGCUACAGUCUCCUACAAAAGAAGAGGAGCAAGAAAAAGAGGGGGCAACAUUAACAACUGAAACCACUGAAAAGGAGGAGAAAUCUGAGCUGAAGAAGCAAGAUGAAGAGAAGAAUGUGACAGCAGUGACUAUUGAAGCACGUGAGAAAGAGCAAACUAAAGGUGAAAAGCAGGAGUUAGAAAAGACUGUGGCAGCCACAGGAGUCGAAGCAAGUGAAAAAGAAGAGCUAACUAAGCUUGAUGAGCAGGGUCAAAAAGAGGAUGUAGCAGCAGCAUCUGUUAGAGAAAGUGUGAAGGAGAAAACAGCUGAAGAAGAUCAGGAAAGGAAACUGGUGGAAAUCUCAGAAGAUCUUGGUAAAAAAGAAGAAAAAUCUGGAGAAGGAGAGAAAGAAAGUGAAAUGAUAGAGAAACUGGAAGAAACAGUGUCAGUGGUACCUGUUGUUGCUGACAGUGUGAACGGAGAAUUGAAAAGAUCCUCAAAAGUCCUACCUGUGGGAGAAAAACUGGAGCUAGUGGAGAAGUGUGAAAUAGAUGACAGGACUGAAAUAUCCUCUGAAAAGAAACUUGAAGAAGGAUCUUUGGCAACUGAAAUUUCCAGUGAACAGCUUAAAAAAAAUGAAGGAAGCGAAGCAAAUAUACCUGCCUUGCUGGGGAAAGAAACACAUGAAAAAAUGGAGGAAGCAGAAUUGAAAAUGUCACCCACAGCAGAAGUCAUCACAAAAGGAGAUGCUCAAGACAGAACCACAGAGAAGAAAGAAAGCAAAGAACAUGAGGCAAAAUUGACUCCAGAUGCUCCUGGAUCAAAGUCCUUUUCUAUUUCUGAACCUUCAGUUGACACAGAGGAUGAUCAACAGUCAAUCAAACCCACUGAUGAAGGCCUACAGGGAAAAACUGGCAUAGUUACGACUGAUACUAUCAAACCAGAUGAAAUAACUCCUGAAGAGGCAGCUGGAAAGAAGCUUCCAGAAGGUAUCACAAAUGAAGCUGAUCUGCUGUCUUCUCAAGAAAAAAAUAAACUACAAGGCAGCCCUUUAAAGAAACUCUUUACAGGUACUGGAUUAAAAAAACUGUCUGGAAAGAAGCAUAAAGGCAAAAGAGAAGAAUCUAAGUUGGGGGAACAGGGUGAGCCAAUUCAACAUUUAUCAGAUUCCCCAGAUAGCCCAGAAGAACAAAAAGGGGAGAGUUCUGCCUCUUCUCCUGAGGAGAUGAAUGAAAUACCUACUUUGGAAAAACCUGUAGAUGGAAUGCAGGUUACUGAAAAUGAGGAUGCUGCAAUUUCAGAUGUGGAGCGAAAAAGAGAAAGUGUUACACCCUGGGCAUCAUUCAAAAAGAUGGUGACUCCCAAGAAACGUGUCAGAAGACCUUCUGAAAGUGAUAAAGAAGAAGAAACUGAUAAGACAAAGAGCAUUGCAGCAUCUGCAACUGAAAACACUGUUGAUGAAAGUCAAGGAGAAAUAAAAGAAAAUGGGGUGGACCAGAAGCCAGAAAAAAACAUAGAAGAGCCCAAAAGAAAGGUUGACACCUCUGUGUCCUGGGAAGCUUUUAUAUGCGUAGGCUCUUCAAAGAAAAGAGCAAGGAAGUCGUCAUCAUCUGAUGAAGAAACUGAACAUAAGCUUGGUCAAGAAAGCCAAAAAGUAGAAGAGUCUGGACAGAGCAAAGAAACAGCAACAGAUGCAGUUCUUACUAGUUCUCAGGAGAGUGAUCAAGGACAAGGGAAUUCUUCCCCAGAACAAGCUGGAAGCCCAUCUGAAGGUGAAGGCAUUUCAACAUGGGAGUCAUUUAAAAGGUUAGUCACUCCAAGAAGGAGAUCCAAAACCAAAAUGGAAGAGAAAACUGAAGACUCUGUUGUGGGAUCUAGCCUGGAGCAUUCAACAUCAGAUGGUGAGCCUGGAAAAGAUGAAUCAUGGGUAUCAUUUAGAAAACUGAUGCCUGGGCGUAGGAAGAAAAAGUCAGAUGGAAAGCCAGAACCAACUCGUCUUAAACAAGCAAAAGAAGACAUGGCAGAAAUGACUGAAGAAGAUCCAGAUAUUCCAGCUGUUGUUCCUUUAUCUGAAUAUGAAGCAGCAGAGCAGGAGAAAAUGGAAGCCCAAAAAGCAAAAGAUGCUGAAGCAACAAGAGAACAAGCAUCAAAGGAUGAGAGAGCAGAAAAAUUAGAGGAGACCCUACGAGUUGAGCAAGCACAUGAAGGAUUGGUACAUGCAGUUACUGUUACUGUUGUGGAAGGGGAAAGGGCCAUUACCAGUAUUGAAGAAAGGUCACCGUCUUGGAUAUCUGCAGCUCUGACAGAGUGCAUUGAGCAGGCAGAAGAAGAGGAAGAAACUGAGAAAAUACUUGAAUCAGAUGUUAUUGUGGAAGAAGCAGUUAUAGCUGCUAAGACAGUGCCAGAGGCAAGAAAGGAUAUAAGUGAUGACACCACAGCAAGUGAGAUAGAGCUAACCUCAGAAGCAGUGACAGCUCUGGAGGAGACAGCAGCAGCUUUAUGCACUGAAGAAACAAUGGAAAUGUCCCUUGCUGAGGAGACAACUGAGAUGGUUUCUGCUGUUUCACAGUUGUUAGAAACCCCAGAUACUACAGAGGAAGUUACACCUGUACAAGAAGUAGAGGCCACUGAACAAAAUUUGAAAGAACUGGACAAACAAACGCAAAAAGUUCUUCAUGAAGUUGCUGAAAGAGUAAAGUCAGCAGAUGUAGCACAGCUGGUUAGUGAAAGAACUGUGACAGCAACAGUACAAGGGAUCGAGGCAGAAGUGAAAGAUGAUGCUAAAGAUGAGAAUGUUGUUGGCCAGGGAACUCUUUUGCUUGAACAGUCCUUGGGAAAAGGAGAACAUGAGGAGGAUGGCCUCCAACCCCAAGGAAGUGCAGGGAACAUUCAGAGCCAAAAUGGAGUCGAAGAGAGUGUUCUACAUGAAGGUUCAGAGAGAAGUGAAAUAUCUGGUGCAGUGAAGGAAGGCACAGAAGGAUAUGAAAAUGUAGAUGUAGUGAGAGAUGAAAGCCAGUGGCAGGCAUGUGAAGAAGCAGUUGUAGAAGACCAUGAAAAAAUAUCUGAAGUAGAGAGGACAAUAGAGGAACCUUCAUCAGAUGACAGAGAGUUUCACAGCAUCAAAGCAGUCACUCCCCAAGAAGAGCCAAUUGCAAAGCAGGAGCCUUCAGGACAAGAGAAGCUGCCCAUAACAGAGUUGAGAGUAGAUGACACAAGAGAUGAAUAUAUUCCCAAAGUACAAACUGCAGUGCAGGAUGAGACAGAUGAUGAAAUUGCUUCUUUGAAGUUUAAAGCUGAAGAGCCUGUGCAGCUUGAAGGACAGGACAAACCCCUUACUAUGGGACCAGAGUGCACAGGAGCAAUUGUCACUGUGGUCCCUGUUAAGCCUGAAAGACAAGAUGAAAUUCCUGACUUAAGCUCAGAAGACCAAGCUUGUACUAAAGGAGUGCCUAGCAGGGUGCUUGCUCAGAGAGAGGAAGAGAAAGAUGGUACUGCACUCCUUGGUGUAAAAAGCACAGAAGUCACUGUUACUGAAGUUCCACUGCAGAAUGAGGUAAAAACCUCUGCCCUUGCUUCAGAAGCAGCUGCAGAUGCUGAGCCAAGUCUGACAGAUGGGGCUGUCAGGCACAUUACAGCAAAAGGUUCUGUGCCCAUCUUAGAGCUGCAAUGCAAAGAAAAAACAACUGAAACCCCGAGUGAGGAAACCAAGGGUGGCAAAAUGGAAGAUGCUAUGCUCAAAACUGAAACACACUCAGAGAGCGAUAACACUGUCACUGAGGCUCCCACACAGAUUGAAGCAGACAGUGCAUCUACUUUAACAUCAGCAUGCCCAGAUAUCACUGAAAAUGGAAGCACUGUCCUCACUGACAUAAGCCCUAAGAAAUGUGAAACACCAAGCAGUUUUGCUGGAGAAGAGACUUCAGAAAAAGAACAAGAACUUUCAAACACUCAAGAUUUUGAUAAAGAUAAUGAUGAAUAUGAGCAAUUGGUGGAAAGAACCGAAGAAGUAUUGGAAUCUGGAAAAGCAGAAGCUGUGAGAGCUGAUGCAACUUCAGCUGCUGUCCAGCAAGAGGUUUUAACUGUGCAAGGCAAAGGCUCUGACUCAGCCUUCCUACAAGCUGAAGGCAUGGAGGCUCUGAAAGUGCCUGUGCCUGUAGCAGCCACAGCAGUUGAAGUGCAUGUCAUGGCAGAAAACGUAACACCCACAGAUGUGCCAGCUGAAACUGUACAGUCCUUGGCAACCACAUCAGAGCAAAUGACUUCUGAAGAGCUCCAAAUUACUGCUGUUGACUAUUCAGGAUGGGGGGCUGCAGAUCUUGGUAAUGCAGAAGCACCUGAACCUCAAGUAAGUCCUGCUUCCAUGAAUGGACUACCAGAGGAGCAAGAGAGGCCCCAGAGUACAAGGCAACCUGAACAAAAUGGUAUUCUAAGUGACAGUCUGUCUCUCACCCACACUGAAUUUGAGCAGGAUGUUGUCCAGUCUGUGACUAUAGAGUCCCAGAGUACAAAAAUUGUACUGAAUGCCAUCCACACGGCUGUUCACAAACUUGCAGAAGCAGAAGAGUCAACUGCCUUUGAGCCAGAGCAGCACAUGAAGUCCAUGGAGAAAAGCUCAUUAGAUACAAAUAUAUCUGAACUUCUGGAAAGUAUGCAGGUGGAUCAUCAACUUCCAGUAAAAGAGGGAGAGACGGGCAGUAAAGAACAAGAGCUCCAGCAAUCAGGAAUAGUGAAAACUGCUACCUUAACAGGCUCUGCAGAAAUUCAUGCAACUGUAGAAAAAACAAAAGACAUGCUGUUAACUUCUGAGAUGCUGAAAGAUGGACAAAGUCAGAAUUCUUUAUCAUUUGUAACUAGGCUCGAAGAUGUUUCAAGGGAAAGUGUGAGACUUCAGAAAUCAGCACUAGAACUAAGUACUUCAGAAGAUUCAACCAAAGAUCUCCUAGACAUACACCUACCAAAAUUAAGGGAAAAAGAGGCUGGACAGAUUAUGGAAAUCCCACAUCAACAUACAAGUCAGCAGAUAUGCAGAGAAAGUGAGGAAGACCAUCAUCACUCACCAGUGGAAGAUGGAAAAAGACAGACAUGGGAAGAUGGUAGUUGCCAGGAAGGAACUUCCUGUGAUAGUCCACAAAGUCAGAACUCAGUGGCUGCUGAUGCUUUGAAUAUGUGCUAAACAUCCGUGUGGCAUUUGGAGAGACGAGAACAGUCCUAGAGAACAACCGACAAUCCUGUGAUAAAACCAGGAGCUUUAUUCACUACCUUUAUUCUUGGAUGUUAACGUCCGCUCUUUCGAAGACCUUACCUUCUUUGUCAUUUCUAUUAAAACAACGCCUUUUAUGUUGGCUAUGUCCACAUAUGUGUUCCAUUCAAAGGUCAUUUGCCUCUACCCCAGAAUACACCAUUUAAACCAGAGAUGCACAACUGAGUGAAUGGACAGACCACUAAAAUUUGUGCCACAGCUGUUACUGUCCCCUCACUUGAUGUGUGCCCUGUCUGUCCCAUCUCCUUGAAUCCCUUCAGUUCCCUGGACCCUCCUCCUUCUUUCUUUCUGCAGUCUCUCUUGCCCCCCCACACGUUCCGUAGCUGCCUUGAUUUGACCAAUGAGUGGCUGUAGAUGCUGCUUGACUUUUAUGUGAGGGGAAAAAGGAGGGCUGACUGAUGAGAACAUGUGAGACUUCUGGCCAAGUAGCAGACAUGUCUAUCAAACAGUAGGAACUGGAUCACGCACAAAUUCUUGAGCAAGAUGCUUAAGAUUGCUGCCUUUCAGGCCCAUUCAGGUAUCUCUAUCCAUCCUUCAGUUGUAUUUGUGCAGGCCUGAUUCAGUCAGAAAUUACUUCUACAGUGUAGCUUGAAAGGAGAUUGAAAUUACUUCUACAGUGUAGCUUGAAAGGAGAUUGAUAAUACCCUUCUUCUGUUGUUCCAGACUUCAGGUCUCAGGACUGGACUGUAAUGUGUUGAGUAUUUAUAUGUAUGUCUUAAACCCAGUUCUGAUUUUAAUGUAGAACUAUGAUACUUCUGUAUUAUUUAGGCAUACCCUUAAAUGAAUUUUGUAGAGUAGCCUGGAGAGGAAAUUGAUACCAUUGGAGUGGAAAUUGAUAACACAUUGUUUCCUAUUUAUUGUUCCAGGUUCUUCCCCUUGUAAAAUCUCUCAAAAACUUGGCUGUCUUGCUUUGAAUAUUUAUAUGUAUAUCCUAAACCCAGUUCUGAUUUUAAUGUAGAGCUAUGAUAUUCCUAAAGACAAAAGGAGAGCCCUGACCUGUGUUAGAUCCACCGAUCACUUCUGCUUGCAGUCCUCUCUUGUUUCUGAGAACCCUCCUGACUGACCAUUUCUCUGUCAUCUUGCUCAUGUAUCACAACCUUCAAAUUGUAGCCUUCUCAUUCCAGGGCCUUAUCAUUUCUGGUCACUGCCCCAUCCAACCCCAAGCUUUUCCCUACACUUAAACCAUCUAACAUCCCUCCUUAUUUCUUGCCCAAGUCCUGCCUGAACCUCUUUCCCAUUGCAGCAUUUCCUGAGAUUCUUCAUGCUCCUGUCAAUUCCCGGUCUUCAUAGAGGGCAGAGUAGGAAGGAGGGUAAGGGCUUAGUGAUGAAUUCUGCCUUGGAUUGCAAAAAAACUUGUGAGACUGUAGGUGUGCUGAGAUCUUAAAAACCUUUAUGUAAGUUGGAUUGGACUUGACAAUAGCUGGAGACCAGAAUGAACAGGAAAAUUUAAAGAUGGAGAGAAGUCCUAAGACCAAGAGUUGUGGGAAGUCUGUCCCCAACAGGAGCUGGUCCUCUCUUUUGUUGUUUACAUUAAAAUCAAACAUGGGGUACAAGUCACUACUUUCAGCUCUGAUUUCUAAAGUGAAGGUUACAAAUCGCACUUUGUGAAACCGAUGCCCAUCAAUUUGAACAAUAGCUCACUAUCCUACCUGUAUAGUAAUUUAUUUUAAAAUCAACUUUUAGUGUACAAAUGCUCUUGUUAUGGCAGGUGCUUGCCUCUCCUCAGGCUGCACAUACAGCAAGCAAUGUGACUGAUUGCACUGGUGUGAUUGCACCAUCUGGUGCUGCCCUGUGUGGAAGCAUCAAAAGAUUUUUCCUUACCUCAGAGCAAAUUACAUAAAUACUUAAAGCCAAACAAUGUGGUUUCAAACAAUCCAGUCUAUCUCUGUCCAUCAUUAGUGGCAGCUUUCCCCUAAAGCUUUGGGCAAUUCCAGCAACCUUGGUUUCCACAGGUUGGCUUGCAAGUUAAUCAUGCUCUUAAUAACACCUCACAAGUGCAAACUUGGCUGAAUUUGUACAAAUUGUACACCUAUGUACGUUAAGCCAUAUUGCAGUAACUGCAGCAGGUAAAACAAAGUAACAGUAGCAUGACCUGUGUAAUCCUGAUUCUUAUGUUUGUAGCUCCAAAGCUGUUAAUAAUAUGUAAAGUUAAUUCCUGUCUGAACCUCAUUUAAAUAAAGCUAGUGUUACCACAAUGUAAAUGUCUGUUGGUAGUAAUUGGAUAGGUGAGUGCUUUAACUUGCCUGUUUUCUCUAUUAAUCCAGGGCCUAGGUAAGCAAUGCAACAAACUUAACGAUAAAACAAAUACAAAAGCUGCUUCUUAUAACUGACAGCUAAAUAAAUACUGUACCUGAAACUACACUAGUGAUGCAGGGAGCAUGCCUCCACAUAAAGAUACUACCUUGUUCCAGCAUAUUGCUUUGGCCUCUGAAACUCUCAUUUGAGACUGUGACUUCUGGCUUGUGCUUAAAAGCUUGAAGCUUUCUCUAAUCCAGUGUAUUGGGUUACCAAAUUUGAUUUUAUGUUUUUAAGGUAGAUUUUCGUUGAUUAAAUAAAAUACAACUACAAAUUU
This is a messenger RNA of Melopsittacus undulatus (budgerigar), 8701 nucleotides long. It is a transcript of the gene AKAP12, whose product is annotated as A-kinase anchoring protein 12. Lineage: Eukaryota; Metazoa; Chordata; Aves; Psittaciformes; Psittaculidae. The coding region runs from base 1 to 6042 and encodes 2013 amino acids. Gene Ontology annotation, biological process: regulation of protein kinase C signaling; signal transduction. Gene Ontology annotation, molecular function: calmodulin binding; protein kinase A binding. The record is from RefSeq and is a predicted model, not a curated record. The transcript is spliced from 5 exons. Gene Ontology annotation, cellular component: cytoplasm.